This is a messenger RNA of Magnolia sinica, 1305 nucleotides long. RefSeq lists its product as uncharacterized. The record is from RefSeq and is a predicted model, not a curated record. Lineage: Eukaryota; Viridiplantae; Streptophyta; Magnoliopsida; Magnoliales; Magnoliaceae.
AUGACAGUGGCGGAGUAUGAGAACAGGUUCACAGAGCUGGCCAGAUAUGCUCCGCUGAUAUUAGCAGACCAACCGAUGCGAAUGCAGCGAUUUUCUAAGGGGACAGAAGAGCCUGCCCUCGAUGAAGCCAGGGGGAAUAAUCCUCCUCCAGUCAAGCUCAGCGGGAAGUGGGCCCACAACCUCCAUGAUCCAGAACAUGGCUGCUUACUCAUCGCAACAAAGAAGCUUGAUGGGGUCCAUAUCUUUGAACAUACCGUCAUUCUCCUCUUGUCGACAGGUCCAAUUGGGUAUGGCAUCAUACUCAACCGUCCAUGCCUCAUGUCAAUCAAGGAGACAAGAUCAACAGACCUAGAUGUUGCGGGCAUAUUCUCGGAUAAACCAUUAUUUUUUGGUGGGCCACUGGAGGAGGGGCUAUUCUUGGUGGGCAAUCAGAAUGGGGGUGACGAUCAGGUUGGCAGGAGUGGGGUGUUUGAUGAGAUGAUGAAGGAUUUGUAUUAUGGGACAAAGGAGAGUGUGGGAUGUGCUGCUAAGAUGGUGAAGAGGAAUGUAGUUGGAUUAGGGGACUUCAGGUUCUUUGAUGGGUAUUAUGGGUGGGAGAAAGACCAAUUAAAGGAGGAGAUUAGAGCUGGAUAUUGGAAUGUGGCUGCUUGUAGCCUGAAUGUAAUUAGGCUGUCUAACGUUGGGAGCGCAGGCCUAUGGGAAGAAAUUUUGGGUCUGAUGAGGGAGAGAAAAGUAUGGUGAUUCUUAAAAAAGGAAAGGAUCUUGUUCCAAGCUCACUUGUAUUGACCACUCAUCUAAUGGACCAUGGUGACCAUAACCAAAUAUCACACUGAUCAAAUGAUCUUAGCUACUGAUUCGAAGAUUUUUUAGCUCUGUUUCUAAUCAUCUAGGGGUUAUCCAACCAGUGGGAUUUCUUAAUAGAUCAUGGUAGCGCUCAGCAUAUGAAUGGUCCAGACCUACAAGUGUUCCAAAUGUAAAAAUUGGCUUCUUCUAACUUAAAGGGUGUGACCUGAAUCAAUGAGCAAGAAUCAUCAGAUAAGGUAGAUUGUAGAAAUAAAGCUUGGUAACUUUUGAAAUCAAGUUUCCAAUUAAGCUAAUCCAAGGAAUUUGGACCCUCCAACUGAAUGGCCCACUUACAACUAGAAUCCCUCAGUUCAUCUAAGCCAUGUUUUCUUAGAUUUCAUAUUUGUUGAAUCUUUGUCAAAGUGCAUAUCAUGGUUUGUUAGACACUAAGCACAAAUUAGAAGUCUGUUACUCUAGUGGAAUAUAGAUGUAACUCAAAUUAAUUUGUUUUGAAAUUGUGGA